Rotaria socialis is the source of this 4299-nucleotide messenger RNA. NCBI's taxonomy places the organism in Eukaryota, Metazoa, Rotifera, Eurotatoria, Philodinida, Philodinidae. The record is from the annotation of a GenBank genome assembly.
AUGACAACGAACGAAACAAGUUUAAGACAAUGUAUUGAAGAACUUUCUGCAAAGAAUACUGAUUAUAAAUUUCCCGAACAAGCAAUAAAUCAAGCUGAGUCAUUAAAAUCUUUGUCAAGUGAUUUAUAUACGGAUAACAUAAGAUUUAUUUAUGAACUAAUACAAAAUGCGGAUGAUGCCCAGGCGAGAAAUAUAUCUUUAACAAUUUUGGAAGAGAAAUAUUUCAUUAUCGCUCACAAUGGAAAAGCGUUUGACGAAAAAGACUUAAAAGGUAUAUGUGGUGUUAAUAAUGGAACAAAAAAGAAGGAUCUUGAUAAAACAGGAUAUAAAGGAUUAGGAUUCAAAGCGGUUUUUGGGAAAUCUGAUAAGGUUAUGAUUUAUUCUCAUGGAGAAUAUUUUCGAUUCGAUUCUUCUUAUCAAAUCAAAUGGAAUAAGGAAUGGGGAACUGAUGAUCAACAAACAUGGGAAAAAGAAAAUGAUCGACAGUUUAUUUAUCCAUGGCAAAUUAAUCCGGUGUGGACUAAUGAGAAUGAAAUUCCGAGUCUUAUUAGCAUUUUUUUAAACCAAAAGAAAAAACGAAUCCAUGUAGCCUAUGUCAUUUUAUUAAAUAAUAUUGGAGAAAUUAAUUCAGCUAUAAAUCAAUUAAAACAACAACCAGAUCUAUUUCUUUUCCUACGAAAUAUUUCUCAAAUUACAUUUUUAGCAGAAUCAUCAAAUUAUACUAUUUCGAUUGCUCGUGAUUUAAGUCAUGGUUUAAAACAAGUUUUUGUUAAUAACAAACCCGAUUCACAAUGGAUUAUCAAACGUUUUGAAUUAAAUAUUCCUGAUGACGUAGUAGAUAAAUUAUCGAAAGAUACAAAAGCACCAGAAAAACUACGGUUUAUCAAAAAAGCAGAAAUGUUUCUUGCUGCGAAAUAUAAAGCUCCAUCACCUAAUGAGCAUGGAGACAUGAUUAGUGGUGGUAUAGAAAAAUUACGUGAACAAGACUCAGUUCUAUUUUCUUAUUUGCCAACGAAAAUUUUUGGAUACAAAUUUCCCGUGUUAAUCAAUGCUAACUUUUUAACAAAUGUAAAUCGAGAACAAAUUCAUACGGAUUCUGUUUGGAAUCAAUGGCUAUUUGGUAGAAUCAGUGGUGAAAUCUUUCAAUGGAUAAAAGAAUUGGUUAACGAUAAUAAAUUUCGUUCUCAAGCUUAUCGACUGAUUCCAUCGGAAUUGCACUCAGAAAAUAAUAUUUUAACAAAACGGUUCAAUGAUUCAUUGGCGGAAAAUAUUAAACAUUGUAAUUUCAUUCGCAAUAGAAAAAAUCAAUUAUUAAGAGUUGAUCAAGUCAUUAUGGAUUCAACGUCAAUGUCCAAGCAAUCAUCAUUUAUUAAUGUCGAUUCAAUGCGUGAAUAUAUCAACAACAAUGAAAAGAAUCCCUGCCAAUACGGUGAUGAUCCAUUUAUUGAUUACGAUAUAAAUUUGAAUCAAAUAGGUGUGAAAACAUUUACUUGGGAUCAUUGUAUCGAUAUGUUUAAGUCAGAUAUAUUUAUCAAAACUCACUCAACUGAAGAAAAUAAACGAAUGAUUGAAUAUUUUUUUGCAAAGUAUCUCAAGAUCGAUACAGAUAAUGGCAUGAAUAUUGAUAUUCAACGAAUUCCAUUUCUAAUGGAUCAAAAUAAUCAUUUGCAACUAAUCAAAAAUAUUUAUUUUCCAACUGACACAAUUGGUGACAAUGGAACAAUCGAUUUUGAAUAUUUAUUUGUAAAUAAAAAAAUAGUCACUUGGUUAAGUGAAAAAGCGCAACACAGUAUAAAAAAAUGGUUGACAGAUAAGGGUGUCGAUGAACGAACCGAUUUAACAUAUCUACGUAAGACAAUUAUUCCGAAUGCGGCUUCUUAUAUUACACAAGAAAAUGCGAUAAAAACAAUAAAAAUGUUAUUUAUGUUGUUUCAAAAGAAUGUCAUUACGAAAAAGGAACUUGAUCAAUUAAGAAAAUUAAAAUUAUUAACCACACGUAAAACUUUAAUAUCAGCUGAACAAUGUUUUUUUUGUGAUCAAUACAAACCACGAUUACAACUUGAAGUAUAUUUAAAAGCAAAAGAAGAUGUAUUUCUAUCCUUCGACUACGUCACAAAUCAUAAUGAUAGAAAAGAAGACGAAGAUCUAACAGAAUGGCGACGAUUCUUUAUAAAAUUAGGCGUCCAGGAAGAAUUACAUCUGACCGUAUUUGAUCGAAAAUUAACAUCUUUUGAAGCAGAAGGAUAUGGAUUUAGUGGACAAUAUCUAUCAUCAAUUUCACCUGAUAGAAAGCAUAAAGUUGAUGCCUUUUUUGGAUUAACAACAAUCACAUUUAUGCAGCAUACACAAAAUAAUUAUGAGUUUGCAAAAUUCUUCUGGUCGGAUGUGAUGAAAAAUCUCAAUGCAAAUAUGUUAACACAAAAGAUAAAAGUUUAUUGGGGUCAUUCCAAUAGACGAGGUGCGACCGAAGGAACGCUAUUAGAUGAUGCUGAUUAUAUUAGUUGGUUUGUAAAGCAUAUUAAAUGUAUGCCAACCACAGUAAAAACAUGUGAAUUAUCAAAUAGUAUUUUCGUUGAUAACAAGGAAUUGAAAGAUCUGUGUGGUAAGUACAUGUGUUUCCCUUCAAUUUUACUACCGCAAGAAAAGACAAAUUGGCAUGGAAUCUUCGAUUUCAAAACGAAACUUUCAAUAGAUGAUUAUUUUGAUUUAUUGCAAAAGAUUCGUGACGACGAAAACUAUUUAAAAGAUAAUCUUGAUCGGGUACAAAUAAUAUAUUCUCAUAUAUUAAAAGAAAUAUAUUAUUGGUCAUCCGAUGAACGAAAAGCAGCGAAAGCACGAGCCAAAUCGCUAUAUCUCCUAACCGAAAAUGACCAAUGGAAAUUGACUAGUAAUUUAUACUUUUAUAUGGAAGGCCAUGGAACAAAUAAUAGUUUAAAUGAUGCAAUUCCUUGCCUCAAACUUGAUUAUAAAAACAGAAAUAAUUCACAUUUACCUCAAUUCUUGGAGUUAUUUAAUAUCAAACAACUUCGAGUGAAUGAUUUAAAACUUGCUGACAAAAAAUCUUCUCCGGCUGAACACUUUCGAAGAAAAUUAAUUGAAAUUUUGCCAUUUUUAAAAAAAUGGCUUACAAAUUUAUCUUUUCCGUCUGAUGUCAUUUCGUUAGUGGACAAAAAAGUUCAGCAAGAUUUUGACUUUAUAGAAUCGGAUUCUUUGGAAUUAUUUUACAACCAGAAUUUUGUUCACAAAACGAACGUAUAUUUUGACAAUGGACAUAAACAAUUAUAUGUAACACGGCCAUGGAAUAGUGAAACAACAUUUAUAGAUCUUCCUAAUAAAUUAUGUCAAUUAUUAAAUAUACAUGGAUUUGAACAUAAGCUUAGAUUUUUAUUAAAAGGAACAAUUGAAGAGAUCAAAAAACACUUUAUUGAAAAGUCGAUUAAAAUACCAACCAAUCAAGAUAUUGUUAUCUUAGAGCCAGUUGCAAGUUCUAAUGCUCUAAAACAACCAAAAUUGUCUGCAACAGCCACAUCCGAGCCAAAAAAAUCUGAUUCCUCAAUUAAAAAUCAAAAAACAAAUAGUAAUAAAUCUGAAAUUACUCCGGUGACUACUGAAGCAUUGGUCACUCGUUCAAACAAUCAAAAAACUAAGCAUGAUACUUCUAUAAUUAACUCAACACAACAUUGCCCAUCUAUUCUACAACAUAUUCCAUUCCCACUUUAUGUUCCAAGUCAAGUACCAAUCCAAUUUAUGAAUUCACCAAUAGAUCAGUACAAAAGAGCAGUAUCAUCCGUUUGGAUUUCAUCAGAGGACGAACAACUUGAUAAAAUUGAAUUAACAGAUCUAGCAUCAAAUUCAGUAUCUUUGGAAGAUCCAUUUAAUGGAACAGAAGAAUUUGAAGGUUCAUAUUUAAACACUGGGUAUAUUGGUGAACAAAUGGUAUACAACUAUUUGGUGAAUAAAUAUCGUUACCAUCCAAAUCCAGUAGCUAUCAAAUGGCUAAAUCAAACCGGAGAAAGUAAUUUACCCUACGAUAUUAUAUUAACCGAACCUGGGAAAACUCAUUACAUUGAAGUAAAAUCAACACGAACACAUACUCAACAUGCAUUUCCAUUAUCAAUUCAUCAAAUUGAAACUUUUCUACGGGAAAGAGAAAAUUAUUUCAUUUAUCGAGUUUACAUAGGCGAGAAAAAGCUUGUCAUCUUGGAUAAUAUUCGAUGGCGUUUAACACAAAAACAAUUGGCUUGUUUUCUAAAAAUUCUACCAAUAUCAUCAUAUCAAACUCCGUUAACAAGUAAUUAA